This is a messenger RNA of Nicotiana tabacum (common tobacco), 1404 nucleotides long. RefSeq lists its product as uncharacterized. Lineage: Eukaryota; Viridiplantae; Streptophyta; Magnoliopsida; Solanales; Solanaceae. The record is from RefSeq and is a predicted model, not a curated record. Gene Ontology annotation, molecular function: metal ion binding; ubiquitin protein ligase activity.
AAAAAUUCAAAACUAAAAUGCUUCCAUUUCCAUUUUCCAUUAUUUUCAGCUAUCACGAAGAAAGCAUGAAGUUCUUCCUGAAUCGUCUUCGUCUACGAAAUCGUCGUCGUCACCAAAACCCUAACCCUGACCUCAACCUCACAAUUGCUCCUUCUUCGCUUUCUGAAUUAGCUCCUGAAUCCGGCGACAUACAAGAGGGGGAAGCGGCGGAGGCCUCUUCCUCCGCUAUGAUGAACUCCGAUGAGGACGAGGAGGAGGAAGAAAUUGGAUACGAAUCGCCGGAGAGUGAGGAUUCGGUAGACACUACGGUGUCGUUUUCAGUGGCGGAGGAGAUUGAGGAUGAGCAGGACGGCAACCAUGGACGGACAAUUGAGGACGAGAACCGUGGGGAGUCGGAUGGUGCGUCUUCGAAUAGCGUUGUGGUUGUUGAGGCUGAGAAUGCGUUUAUGAGGACGGGAAAACCUCCGACUGACGAUUGUUGUCCUAUCUGCUUUAGCAAUUUUGUGGUUCCUUGCCGAGGUCCCUGUGGCCACUGGUACUGUGGAGGUUGCAUUUUGCAGUACUGGAACUAUGGUGCUGCACUUCAGCCUUGUAACUGCCCCAUGUGUUCGAGGAAGAUUACUGAUUUGACACCUGAGGAAUCAUUGUACUGCCAGCAGGAUGCUGAAGUCAUUGAGGUCUUAAAAAAAGUUAGAAAGUAUAAUCACCUUUUUGUGGGUGGCACAUAUGGCCUCAUGCUGAAGGUGCUUGGGCUGCCCUUUUACAUGAAGAGAGUGUUUAAUGAAAUGUUGAAUCCUGAUAGGCCUGGUGCUCAUUUGAACAAAUUGCGAAUUUUUGCUAUGUUCCUGGGACUCCUCUACACACUCAGCCCCUUUGAUUUUCUCAGAAUAGGCCGUCAAAAUGUCAUUGAUGUCUUUGAUUAUUCUGCCAUUGCACUUUCGUCAGUGUUUUAUCUGGUUGGACUUUACCUUCGACGAAGGCGUUUUCGGCAUGUUAGGGACAUGGCUGCUGCAGAUUUUGCUGCUAAUUGACAGCUACCAAGUGAUGAACCAGACUUGUAGUCAGCUCAUUGUGGAAGAUUUUGGAUUUUUAAAGAUCUUGCUCUCCUUUUGUGGGUUUUCGACAUCUUCAAAGUAUGCUUUGGCAAGUUUGAGACGGUCUUGCCUCAAUUCUCUUACUUUGCCUGCCAUUCUGUACAGAUAGAUAUGUAUAGUGUAUACUCACUUAGUUAAUCUCUUUUCCAUUUUGUCACAUGUUGAAUCUUGCCUGAAAUGAGAAUAUAUUCCUACCAUAAAACUGCUAGAGUGUUGUACUACUUGCGAGUUUAUGACCUUACUUGAGCAAGCCUUGUUCUAUAGGCUCUUACCACUAUUUCCUUGAGUUCUAAGGAGUUUGUUUGUACCA